Molecule: messenger RNA, 1701 nt
Organism: Pyricularia pennisetigena
Lineage: Eukaryota; Fungi; Ascomycota; Sordariomycetes; Magnaporthales; Pyriculariaceae
Exons: 4
Coding region: 1-1701 (566 amino acids)
Biological process (GO): amino acid transmembrane transport
Cellular component (GO): membrane
Molecular function (GO): amino acid transmembrane transporter activity
Source: RefSeq, a predicted model, not a curated record
AUGGCCGUCGAAACCAAAAUCAGCUCGCCGGCCCAUGGCGGCGCUGUCGCGAACCAGGACCACGGAAACAACGAGAACCGCAACAGCGAUAUCGAAAAGGCUCCCUCCUACAACAAUGGCUCGGAUACAAACAAGCAUGACAUGGAACCCCAGAUCGGCGUCGGUGGUCGCGGUCACACGCAACGGCGGCUCAAGAACUAUCACAUCACCCUGAUUGGAUUCUGCAGCGGCAUCGGAACCGGACUCUUUAUCGGCACCGGGUCGGCAUACGCCAAGGCUGGCCCGGCCGGUCUGCUUCUCGCGUAUAUCGUUGUCGGUAGCGUGCUGUGGUGUGUGAUGCAGUCGAUUGCUGAACUCGCUACUGUGUUUCCGAGUGCUGGUUCUUUCCCCCACUGGGCAACUCGUUUCAUCGAUCCGGCCGUAGGCUUUAGUCUGGCUAUCAGUUACGGUUACUGCUAUACGAUUGCUAUAGCUAGUGAAGCUUCAGCUGCUGCCGUGCUCGUGAGCUACUGGACAGAUAUUACUCCGGCUGUUGUCAUCACGAUCAGUUUGAUAUCAAUUCUUGCCAUAAACCUCAUGUCGGUACGAUGGUUUGGGGAAGCCGAGGUCUUUGGUGGAACCGUCAAGGUUGUGUGCUUCAUCAUGCUCAUCUUCGUCUCCAUCGUCAUCACUUCGGGUGGCGGCCCCAAUCACCAGCCGAUCGGGUUCAAAUACUGGUAUGAACCUGGUGCCUGGGUCGAUUUCAACGGAAUUGGGGGCUCUACGGGCCAUUUUCUGGGUUUCCUCGCUGCCUUCGUCAACGCCUCCUUCUCGUUUAUUGGUGUCGAGACGGUCGUGAUCACGGCGGCCGAGGCCAAGGACCCUCACCACGCCAUCCCCAAGGCCGCCAAGAACGUCACCUUCCGCAUCGGCUUCUUCUACAUCCUGGGCGCGAUCCUCAUCGGCUUGAUCGUGGACCCGCGCAACCCUGACCUUGUUACAGGUACCGGGAAUGCAAACAGCUCGCCGUGGGUCAUUGCCAUCCAACAGGCCGGCAUAUCGAUCCUCCCGUCCAUCAUCAACGCAUGCAUCCUCGUCUCGGCCUGGUCCGCUGGCAACUCAUACUGCUGGGUCGGCUCGCGCAUGAUAGUGGCCAUGACGACGGACGGCCAGCUCCCGCAGAUCUUUGGCCGGACCAACAAGGUCGGUGUACCAUACGUUGCCGUCAUCGCGGCCUGGCUUUUUGGCCCCUUGGCAUACCUCUCACUGGGUAGUGGUGGCCCCUCGCAGGCGUUCCAGUGGCUUCUUAGUCUGAGCACGGUGGCCGGCCUGAUCGCUUGGUCGACUCUUUGCUUCUGUUACAUCCGUUUCCACGCUGCGCUCAAGGCCCAAGGCGUAGACAGGGACACGCUCCCGUGGAAGUCGCCAUUCCAACCUUUUACGGCUUGGUAUGGAUUCAUCGGCGCCGCCAUCAUCACCCUGGUUGCCGGGUUCGACGUGUUUCUGGCCGGGAACUGGAACACGUCAAGCUUCAUCGCGUCGUACAUUGGUAUCCCCAUCUUCAUCGUUCCCAUAUUCGUAUGGAAGCUUGUCCAUAGAACAAAGUUUGCCCGCGCCGACACCAUCGACCUCUGGUCGGGUCGUCUGCACGAGACAGAAGUGGUGGAAAAGACGGCACCUCCAACGACCCUCUGGGGCCGCUUUAUCCACUGGCUCGUCUGA